Messenger RNA from Rotaria sordida, 2178 nucleotides. Lineage: Eukaryota; Metazoa; Rotifera; Eurotatoria; Philodinida; Philodinidae. The record is from the annotation of a GenBank genome assembly.
AUGGCUACUGAAGAACCAUUUCAUACUGAUAAUACAGAUCUAGGUGAUUUAGAAAGUGAACAACUUUAUCUUGAAGCUGCAAAUAUAUUACAAAAACUUCAAUUGGAUAAACCAGUUGAUGAAGAAUGGUCUUUAGAUGAUAUGGAAGCUCAUAUCGAAGAAAAUUUACAGGAUCAAUUUGUUCAAGAAGCUCUUACUCAAGAUAUUGAUCUGGCACAAUAUUCUGAACAGAUACAAGAAAAAUUACAAAUACAUGAAAAAGCUUUUGUACAAGAUUUUAUUGGUGAAACAAAUAAUAUUGCAAAUCUUCAUAUACAAAUAUCAUCAUGUGAUAAAAUUCUUGAAUCAAUGGAUCAUAUGUUAAGAAAUUUUCAAAAUAAUUUAGCAAAUAUAAGUAAUGAAAUACGUCAUUUACAACAAUAUUCAGCUGAAUUAAAUAUUAAAAAAAAGAAUCGAGAACUUGUACGUGGACAACUAAGUCAAGUUGUUGAUGAAAUGGUUGUACCACAAUCAAUGAUACAAAUUAUUAUGGAUGUACCAGUAACAGAACGACAAUUUCUUGAACAACUUCAUGAAUUAAGUCAUAAAAUAAAAUUUGUUAAAGAACAAUCAUUUCAUGAUGCUAUUGCUUGUCAAGAUGUACAAGAAGUUUUAGAAAAAUUACGUAUUAAAACAAUUAGUAAAAUUCGUGAAUUUAUAUUACAAAAAAUUUAUCAAUUUCGUAAACCAAUGACUAAUUAUGAAGUACCACAAAAUGCUUUAUUAAGGAAUAGAUUUUUUUAUGAAUUUUUAUUAACAAAUGAUAGACAAAUAGCCGAUGAAAUUCGACGAGAAUAUAUUGAUACAUUAAGCAAAGUUUAUUUUUCAUAUUUUAAAGCUUAUUCAACUAAAUUAAUUAAACUUCAAUUAGAUGAAAAAGCAGAUAAAGACGAUCUACUUGGUGCUGAUGAUCGUCCUCGAUCAAAUAUAUCAUUUUUUUCAACAAGUGCUCGUCCACAUCUAAAACAUCGUGCAACUGUUUUCAGUUUGGGUAAUCGUGAUUGUGUACUUAAACAAGAAUUAGAAGCUCCAAUAAUUGUUCCACAUGCCCAACAAAAAGCUGAAAUAAAAUAUCCAUAUGAAUAUUUAUUUCGUAGUGAACAAUAUGCUUUAUUAGAUAAUUGUUGUCGUGAAUAUUUAUUUCUAUGUGAUUUUUUUAUGUUAAAUAAUCGAUCAGCACCUGACUUUUUUAUGGAAAUAUUUGAAAAAACAUUUAAAUUAUUGCAAAAAAAUUUCGAAACUUAUAUAUCUGAUUCAUAUGAUCCUAUAUCUAUUUUACUUUGCAUACAUCUACUUUAUCGUUAUCAAGUUAUAGCUAAUAAACGUAAUGUACCUAUAUUAAAUAGAUUUCAUGAAAUAUUAAUUCAUAUAUGUGAAAAUCGUUUUGAAAUUGUUAUGAAAGCUAAUAUUGAUAGUGUACAACGUGUUGAACCACAUAAAUUUUCAUCUAUUGAACUUAAUCCACAUUUUAUUGUACGACGUUAUGCAGAAUUUUCCGGAGCUGUUACAAGAUUAAAUGAAGAAUUUUCUAAUGAAAAAAUUUCAACAUUAAUGACACGUUUACAAGUUGAAAUACUUACUCUUAUUAUUCGUAUGGCUAAUGAAUUUCCACAAAGAAAAGAACAAUUAAUUUUUAUUAUUAAUAAUUAUGAUCUUAUAUUAUCUGUUUUAACUGCAUAUACAAGUGAAGAUUCACCAGAAUGUGAUGCAGUUAAAAAUUUACUUCGUGAACGUAUUGAUGAAUAUGUUAAAGAAGUUUUAAUACCAUAUUUUUCUCCAUUGAUUACUUUUGUUCGUGAUAGUGAUCAAUUUUUAUCCGAUGGCAAUAUAAAACAAUUAGAAAAUAAAUUAACAAUAAUUAGUAAAUUAUUUAGUGGUGAUUUUAAAAAGACAUUUGAUUUAAUUCAUAAUGAUGUUAUUCGUUCAUUUCCAUCACUUAAACUUAGUCAACCAAUUCUUAAAGAAGUUUUUACACAAUUUCUAUCUUAUUAUCAUGAUUUUCAACGUUUAUUAUCAAAUAAUACAAAUUUAAAAACUGCAUCGUCAAAUAUAUCUUUACCUAAUCUUCAUCAAUUAAUGGUUGAAAUAAAAAAAUUUAAAUUACCUUUUGAUGGUGAUCAAUUUAAAUCACGUUCAUAA